Messenger RNA from Linum trigynum, 2028 nucleotides. Lineage: Eukaryota; Viridiplantae; Streptophyta; Magnoliopsida; Malpighiales; Linaceae. The record is from the annotation of a GenBank genome assembly.
CCUGUCUGUUCAAAUAUAAUAAUAGUGAUGAAAGAGAAAAGUAUGCUAAAAGCUGGCUAUAAAUAAUACCAUCCUCUAGGGUUAGGGCUUUCAAUGCUUCAUCAACACUAAAACUAAACACAUAAAAAAAAAAAUCUACACUUAUCUCUCUCCACCCCACCUUCCUCUUCCUUCAACCAUUUGCUUGCUUCUCUUCCCUAAAUCCAUCAAUUCCUUCUUACUAAUACCAAAUUCAGCAAUUAACCAUAUCAUCCGAUCAUGAGGAAGAGGCAAGUCGUGAUUAGGAGGUCGUCGGCAGAGGCGCCGUCGUCGAGGAGCAGUAGCACGGCAGACAACAACUCGUCGUCGGUGUCUAGCUACACGGUGAGGAGCGUGAGGUACGGCGAGUGCCAGAAGAACCACGCGGCCAACGUCGGCGGGUACGCCGUGGACGGCUGCCGGGAGUUCAUGGCUAGCAAUGGUGAGGAAGGGACGACGGCGGCUCUGACGUGCGCCGCCUGUGGCUGCCACAGGAACUUCCACCGGAGGGAAGUAGACACGGAGGUUGUCUGUGAUUGUUCUUCCCCUACUUCUCGUAUCGGUUGAGUUCAUUAUGGUAUUGAGUCGAUCGAGCAGCUAUGUGAUGGUGAUCAGGUUAAUUGUGAGCUAGGUUUUUUGUGUGUUUCUUGUGAGUUGUAAUUUUCCAAUCUUCAUGACGGUUAGACAUCAAAUUUACCUUAGAUCGUGAAUUAGGAUUGGACAAGAUUUAUUCUUCAAAGUGUUUUCAAAGAUGGAGGUAUGUAUUUCUGUCUUCUCGAUAUUUGGUUUAGGUUAUUAUAUAUGUAGAUGCAUAUAUGUCGAGGGAAAAUUGGGAACGAGAUGACAAAAAGCUAUCAACCCUUUUGCUCCUAAAUCAAGUUGAUUUGAUAUCGUGAAUUUAUGUUGUUGGAAUUUCAUACUUUUAUCCUAGUCUAAAUUUUCAUUUUGUCAAUAUGAUGGAUCCUUACGAUUUGAGUUAUCAUGCUCAUCAAUCUUCAUGAUGGUGGUCAGGUGGUGUGGAUAUCAAUUUUUCCGUAAUUCGGUCACGAAUUGAUAAAUGAUGAGGAUUGUAUAAGAUCUAUAAUUAAUAUGUCUUUAGAAGUGCAAGGAUGGACAGUUGAGGCUAUCAACCCUCCAGUUCCAUCAAGAUCCACGACUUGUUCGAUUCGAUUAACCAACCUUGCUAUUGUAGCCUUCCUAUAUAUCUCCAUUUAUAUGAGCUUAAUCAUAAGAUUCUCCAUCUCUUUCAAGUAAUCUUCCACACUCGCCAAACCUUGCCUCAAAUAAUGAAGAGCUUGGAUGAAGCUCGUGUAGAUGAUGAAUAGGCAUAAAUCUCUUCUUCAUAACAACCGUCAUCUCAUGGCAAGUUGUUAUGGGUUCUUCCUUACACAAUCUUCUUGCAGAACACAAUUUAUCCCACCAAAUAAUUGCCUAAUCUGAAAACUCGGAGGGCGAUUAUGGUGACUUCAUUCUUGACCAAGUACUCAUAGCACUCGGAACAAGUAUUUCAUUUUUCAUCUCUAAAGAGAUAAUUAAGCUUAUGGAUCACUCCUUCCUUGGAAUAUGAAAGAACUUCCACUUCAAUAUUCACAUAUAUAUCAUAAUCUCUUCGUCGUGGGGUUCCUCCUCUUCAUUAUACUCCAUUUUCAUGAUCAAUUCCUCCCACCACAACUUGGGCAAUUGUUGUCGACAACAAGAAUAUUCCGAGGAAAGUGAUGAUGGGUUCGACAUAUGAAAUGGUACUCCGAUGUAGUUUCUUGUCAUUGCCUUGUAUUUUGUGAUUCAUGAGUGGCUGCCCAACAUGGUUGUGUCGCUGUGUUUUGUUAGGUAAUUGAUCAAUUAAAGAAACAAUGGCAAAAUAACAACUGGAAUUAUCAAGAACACAAUUAAAAUUGUGUAUCUUGAUUCAACUAUCAUUAUGGUUUAGUCGAUAAGUGUUUGGUCUGGUCGAAAUUUAUCUUGUAUCAGCGAUCGGAUGCUCAUAAUGGUGAAUUAAGCUAAGUAAGACCA